Molecule: messenger RNA, 306 nt
Organism: Metarhizium album ARSEF 1941
Lineage: Eukaryota; Fungi; Ascomycota; Sordariomycetes; Hypocreales; Clavicipitaceae
Exons: 1
Coding region: 1-306 (101 amino acids)
Source: RefSeq, a predicted model, not a curated record
AUGUUCAAUGUUGCAUCUGGUGGUGACCAGAACUCCGUCGUGAGCGGCGUCGGUUGUGUCGUCGCCGUCGCUGGUGGCCACGCCGUCGCUGUCGACUGUACGUGUGUACUCCGUAGCUGGGAUGUCGGCACGCUGUCUUGGUUCUUGGUGCUGCAGCAAGGACGACGACCAAGCCCGCGCACCCAGACACUCGAUGGCCAAGGAUACCGACGUGGACUUGGAGAGCGUUUCCUUAUAGACGACGCCGGAAAACCACGAUUGGUCGAAUUGCGCGACGAGGUCGACAACCGGCUACCGGCCGGCUGA